Plasmodium gonderi is the source of this 1959-nucleotide messenger RNA. RefSeq lists its product as hypothetical. The record is from RefSeq and is a predicted model, not a curated record. NCBI's taxonomy places the organism in Eukaryota, Apicomplexa, Aconoidasida, Haemosporida, Plasmodiidae. Bases 1 to 1959 code for a protein of 652 amino acids. The transcript has a single exon.
AUGAUACGUUAUAUAGAAAACAUAUAUUCAAAUUGUAAUGGAGAAUCUCAAGAAGACAUUUUUGCAAAACAUUUUGGAAAAAGUCAGAUAAGGAACUUUGUACAUACAGAUAACAAUUUCGAAAAUGCUUAUGAUCACUGGAACUAUUAUCAUUUUAAGGAUAAAUCAAGUGCAGAUGAAAAUAUAGACAAAAAGAAAGUAAAUCAGGGUUUAAGUGAUCAAAAUAAUUCUGAGAAAGGAGAUACUGUCUUUAAAUUUUGCUCAGAUGAACAUGGACAAAUGAAUAUCAUGAAAAGAAAUUUGAUUGGUAUUUACAUUCCCCAAAAUAAAAACAUUCACUCUGUGGAUAUUAAUUAUUUUUACAUUUUUAAAAACUUGAAUAAUUCAUUUAAGGGGAAAUUAUUUUUUGAAUUAUAUUUCAUAUUGCCGAACAGUAUUUUCUUUUUAUCAUUUGUUGAAAUUUUUAAGGAAUUAAUUUAUUACGAAAAGGUUAUUGCAUACACAAAAAGGGAAAAUAAAAAUAGAAAAUUCAAUUUACAAAAGAAGACAAAAAAUAAUUUGCUAAACAAAAUUUAUAGAAAUAAAAAAUAUGAUUUAAAAAAGGAGCUUAGAAAAAAUUUCGAAAGGAUACUUUUGCAAAAAAAGUACACAAAAAUAAUUUACGAAGAUGCUGCUGAGCUGUGUUCAUUCUUUAGGAAUUUUUUAAAAAUCAAUUCACAUAAUUUUAUAGAUUUGCAUCACCUAUAUCAAUAUGUAAUAUCGUUAUAUGAAGUAAAACUUUUAAAACAUAAUAUUUUUACAGCUAUUCCAAUUUUGUUUCCUGACAUAUUUAGCAACUCACUGGUUUGUGAAUAUGAGAACGUAGAAAGUACACAGGGAGAUGUUGACGCUAGGGGGGAUAAGCCACCGGGUAAGAAACGAAUAGAUCAACUUUUGUGUAAAAAUAAAAUAGACAUUCCUUGGAAUGAAAAUUACGCAGGAACAUUGAAAAAUGAAAAGACACCGUCUGAAUCACGAAAAGGUAAAUUAUCAAAGGGUGGAGGAAAAUUCAAAGUUUUUUACAAAAGGAAGAAAAAUAUUAUAUCCAUAUAUAGCAACACCGAUGAUAAUAACGAGCUCUUUAAUUUUGAAAAGCAUUUAAUACACAUUUUGUAUAUAUUUCCGUGCACCUAUAAGUUAUUAGUAAAAUAUAGGGAUGUGGAAGGAUACAACAUUUGUUACAAAAUGAAUAAAUGUAUUGACAAGUACAACUUGCUCAAUAUUUUUAAAGUUAAUCUGAUAAACAGAAAAAAUGCAAAAUUAUGUUGCAGUGUGAGAACAAACAAAAGAAAGGAAAUUAUCAGCUCCGAAUUUGACACAAGUAGCUAUAACAUGAACAGUAAUAUUCUUCUUAACUCGGUGUGCAGCAAAUUAGAUAUGAACGAAGAGAUAAUAUAUAACCAUCACUUAGUUGUAGGUAAAAAUAUAUAUGCAUAUAUACACGAAAUAAAUAGGUGCACCAAAAAUAUAGUUUUCCGCUUUAAUUUAAAUUCAAAAAAUAUCAUGUUUCGAAAUAUCAUAACGCAUCGGGUUAAAUCAAUCUUUGGGGAGAACAACAGAAAUGUGUGUAAAUACAAUCGUUUAUUGAAAAACAUAAAUAAGGGUCUUUUUUCGCACAAUUCAAAAGUGCAAAUCAGUAGGAGUAAAAAAUUGUAUAAUUAUAAAAAUAAUAUGUUAAUUGGAUUAUUACAUGAUAAGGAAAAUAAUUUUCAUUAUUUUGAUGAUAAAAAUGUUGGGGAUAUAGUUCUGUGCAGCAUAUGUGAUAUUUCCAUGUGUGGAAAAUAUAUAUAUUUGCAGAGGUUUGACAAGACAAAUUUGAUAUUCCAUUUUCGUAAGGAGAAAUACAUUAACUUGGAAAAAAAUUUCGAUUAUGAUGAUAUUACGAAAUUGGAUAAAAGUGUAAUAAUGGAACUUUUCUAA